Molecule: messenger RNA, 2073 nt
Organism: Lates calcarifer (barramundi perch)
Lineage: Eukaryota; Metazoa; Chordata; Actinopteri; Centropomidae
Product: vasoactive intestinal polypeptide receptor 2
Exons: 13
Coding region: 611-1942 (443 amino acids)
Biological process (GO): cell surface receptor signaling pathway; adenylate cyclase-modulating G protein-coupled receptor signaling pathway
Cellular component (GO): plasma membrane
Molecular function (GO): G protein-coupled peptide receptor activity; vasoactive intestinal polypeptide receptor activity; peptide hormone binding
Source: RefSeq, a predicted model, not a curated record
CUGAGAGUUGAUUUUUUUUCCAGGCAGCAGUUGUGAUUUCAGCCACCAGAGGUCGCUGUUGACGUUUCGUCUCGACGCGCAGCGGGAUCCCAGGAAGCUCCGUCUUCAGGUCCCAGUGGCGGGAGCGCGCAUUAGUCCGGGGUGUCCUCCUGAGGGACACGUGCACCGGGGACGCGCUUGUUAGUGAAGAGGGAGUGAACCGGACCACCGCCUCACUGUGAGUCCCGGGAGUCAGAUCCAGGACUUCGGAUUGUUUCAGGUGUGACUUUCGUAUUGGACUGUUUUCUCCGGCGCUUGGAAACAUAUUUAACUGGAGCCUGUGUUUCUGGAAACACAUUUAAUCCGCUGGUUGGGAACCACGGAGAGGUCUGAUCCACGGAGACGCUGCUGUGAAUAAACCCGUGCGUAAAGCUGCUGACCAGCGCGCCAAAAGAAACCGGACUUUACGCAUUUUUACGCACAAAAAAACCCCCCAGAAACUUGACAAACAGGCUGCAGCUCAGUCGCACUUUUCACCACACGUGUUUCCUGUGUGAGGACGAUGACAGUCCCAUUAAAGUGCGAGCUGCUCCUCAGGUGGGUUUAACCCUGCUCUGGAUGAGAUGUGACCAUGUCCUUUACGCACCGGCUCGUUCUGCUGCUGCUCGGCUUCAGCUCCAUCCACACGGUUGAUGGAAAGUUUCCUAACUGCCAGUUCCGCUGGGAGCUGCAGAGGGCCGAGAGGGAGUGUUGGACGCAACUGCAGCAACAGACGCCACCCAGCACAGGAUGUCAUGGCGAGUGGGACAGCGCUUCCUGUUGGCAGAACGCGGUGGUGGGUGAGGUGAUGACCCUCCCCUGCCCCUCCCCCCUCCAGCAUCUUUUUGGGAAAAAUGGUAACCUCAGCAGGAACUGUACAGAGAGAGGCUGGUCGGACGUCUACCCCAUCAUCACCAUCGCCUGCUCGUCAAACAACACAGACGAACCCAACGAGCUGGUUUUCUACAGGGUGGUGAUGAUCCUGUCCACUCUGGGCCACAGCCUGUCGCUCAUCACCCUGCUCACCAGCACCGUCAUCAUCUGUUUAUUCAGGAGGCUCCACUGCAUGAGGAACUACAUCCAUCUGAAUUUGUUUGCGUCGUUCAUGCUGCGAGCCGCGGCCGUGCUGAUCAAAGACACUCUGCUCUUCUCAGACGAUGAAAGCAACAUAGACUGCAGCACACAACCCUCAAUGGUGGGCUGUAAAACCAGCCUGGUGUUCUUCCACUACUCCAUCAUGGCAAACUUCUUCUGGCUCCUGGUGGAGGGUCUCUACCUGCACACGCUGCUGCUCGUCAUCCACACCUACUCCACCCCCCUCUCCAUCUACAUGUUCAUCGGCUGGGGAAUCCCUUUUGUUUUCAUCGUGGCGUGGAUCACGUGCCGGAUAAACCUGGAGGACACAGGGUGUUGGGAGAAAAAUGACACCGUCAUCCCCAACAGGCUGAUCAACUGGCCCAUAGUGGCGUCUGUCAUUAUCAACUUCAUUCUGUUUAUCAGCAUCAUUCGUAUUCUGGUGCAGAAACUGCGCUGCACUGACGUCGGAGGAAACGAGCAGUCGCAAUACAGACGUCUGGCCAAGUCCACCCUCCUGCUCAUCCCUCUGUUUGGGAUGAACUACGUGGUGUUCGUCUAUCUGAUGGAGCCGGCUGAUAAAAACAUGAAGCGCAUCAAGAUCUUCUUCGAGCUCGCUCUCGGGUCCUUCCAGGGUCUAAUCGUGGCCGUCUUGUACUGUUUCCUCAACAGCGAGGUUCAGAGCGAGCUGAGGAGGACGUGGAGGAGUUUAUCGCUCAAGCGUUACGUGGGGCGCGACUACAGGCUUCACCCCAUGUCGGUGAGCCGCAACGGCACCGAAAACUCGGCCCAGUUCCCCAGGAACUCCCGAGCCCAGUCCAUCCUGCAGACUGAGACCACCGUGCUCUGACCGGGGACAGAGGAAACCUGGUUUUGUGCAGACAGUUAGAGCUUGUGCUCAUAAUCAAAGCGACUCAAGGACGCUCGUUUGCUGCUGCAGGGACUGAACCUGUGACUUGCAGAGGUUUCUGAGCUGAAGAC